Molecule: messenger RNA, 1753 nt
Organism: Selaginella moellendorffii
Lineage: Eukaryota; Viridiplantae; Streptophyta; Lycopodiopsida; Selaginellales; Selaginellaceae
Product: molybdate-anion transporter
Exons: 7
Coding region: 108-1547 (479 amino acids)
Biological process (GO): molybdate ion transport
Cellular component (GO): membrane
Molecular function (GO): molybdate ion transmembrane transporter activity
Source: RefSeq, a predicted model, not a curated record
ACCUAGGCUGGUAAAAAGAAACCAUUGCUCUUCGCGUGAUUACGCGGGUAGGACGCUAGGGUUUGAGGGCGCAGAGAGCGACGCAGCGAGCGAGGAGGAGAGCGGCCAUGGAGACAUUCUAUCUCGUCGUCUUCGCGGUCCAGCUCCUCGCCGUGGCGGCACUCGAGUUUCGCCGUGGCAGCAAGGACCGGAUCGUCGCGACAUCGGCCUUCAAUGCCUUCAAGAACAAUUACCUGGUGGUCUACUCGCUCAUGAUGGCGGGAGAUUGGCUCCAGGGACCAUACGUUUACUUCCUCUACAGCCACUAUGGCUUCCAGAAGGGGGAUAUUGGGCGGCUCUUCAUCGCUGGCUUUGGAUCUUCCAUGCUGUUUGGGACGAUUGUGGGAUCUCUCGCGGACAAAUAUGGCCGGAAGCGAGCUAGCAUAACGUACUGCAUCACCUACAUUUUGAGCUGCUUCACCAAACACUCUCCUCAGUUCCAAGUUCUCAUGGUGGGAAGAAUUCUUGGUGGAAUUGCUACCUCGCUCCUGUUCUCGGCAUUUGAGUCGUGGCUAGUUGCUGAGCACUUUAAGAGAGGAUUCGAGGAACAGUGGCUGUCGAUGACGUUUUCUAAAGCAAUCUUUCUUGGGAACGGAUUGGUAGCCAUACUCUCGGGGCUGGUUGCCAACAGUCUCGUCGGAUCUCUCAACUUGGGACCUGUUGCUCCUUUUGAUGCCGCAUCCUGCGUGCUAGCGAUCGGCAUGGCGGUUAUCAUGUUUACGUGGGCUGAGAACUACGGAGAUCCUACCGAAAGCAAGACGCUUUUGACGCAGUUCAAAGUCGCCGGGUCUGCUAUCGCCUCUGAUGAAAAGAUUGCUCUCCUAGGAGCAAUCCAAUCUCUCUUCGAGGGCUCCAUGUACACUUUCGUCUUCCUCUGGACGCCUGCAUUGAGUCCUAACGAUCAGGAGAUUCCGCAUGGCUUCAUCUUCGCCACGUUCAUGCUGGCGUCUAUGUUUGGGAGUUCGCUCACUUCCAAGCUCAUGGCUCGCGGUCGUGUGGAAGGAUACAUGCAGAUAGUGUUCUUAGUUUCUGCGGCAGCUCUCUUUCUCCCAGUUCUCGUUGGUGUGAGUGUUUAUAUGUAUGCUCCGGUUGACGUUACUGACAUUGUUGAUCAGUUUAUGACAGAAUCGGCUGGAGAAGCUACCGACUCUAUCAGCACAAGCGGCCGAAUUCAGAUGCUCGGCUUCUGUGUUUUUGAAGCCUGCGUUGGAAUUUUUUGGCCCUCGAUCAUGAAGAUGCGCUCUCAAUACAUUCCAGAGGAAUCCAGGAGUACAAUCAUGAACUUCUUCCGGAUUCCUCUUAACAUCUUCGUCUGCGUGGUGCUUUACAACGUGAGCGCAUUCCCGAUCACCUUCAUGUUUGGAAUGUGUUCCAUUUUCCUUGUGAUGGCUGCGGUUCUUCAGAACAGGCUGAUGGUUGUGUCCGAGAAGGACAAGGCGAAAACCAAGCCGGUGGAGGCCUGGCCUGAGAAAGAGCAUGAAACGGAAGCAGAACCCCUUAACGUCUAACAUACUCGACUUGGCAAGGAAACGUAAGAGCUUGAUUUCCUCGAGGAUUUCAUUUCGGCCUGAUCUCAUUUGUGGACAGUAGUCCCGUUUUUUUCUUUUUCUUCUCUACAAAACGAGUUUUGUAGCUGUGUCAUUGCAGCAGCACCACUUCUACUUGUAUAUGUCACUAUAUCGUAAUGCAACAUUGAGCACAAUUUCCUCCGUCA